AUGGCUUAUAAUAAUUAUAAUUAUCGACAUAAUUCAAUUGGUGGAAAUUGGCAUCUACCUCCACCACAACCACAACAACCACUUCAACAACAAGGACAUGUACAAGGACAAAAUGGACAACAACUUAAUACUGAUAUGCUAACACCCGAACAGACAUUUCUACAACAGCAACAAGCUUACAAACAAAUAUCAAACCAACAACAAACACCUGGGUUUCGAAAUCCGUGGUUUUCCAUGAAUCCCCCGAGUAAUUCAAAUACCACUUCACCAUCUUCAGCUAAUUCGCAAUCACCAACAAAAUCUCAAACAAUUCCUUUAUUACAACAACAUCAACCACCACUUUUAAAUAAAAGACUAUCGUUUACAAAUCAAUUACCUACAACUUAUGAAAAUGAAAACACGACUAAUAUUGAUCAGAAUAAUAAUUCAAGUCUGUCAUCAUCAAAUCACAAUAAUCCUCAAUUAUCACCUUAUGUUCAUCCUCCUACUCGUGCAGACAAUCCAUUUAAUCAAUAUUUUGCAAAUCAAGAAGUUUCUCUCGGAGGUUCAGAUAGAAGAAUGUCCGCAGCUAUUGAUGGUACAUAUUAUAGUGACAAUAAUGUACCGCCUCAUAACAAUUCAUACGGGCUCAACCAGCAACAAGGAGGUGUGAUUGGUAAAGGCUACCCUAAUCAGUCGGACAUAACUAAGUCAGGUAUCGCUCCAGGAUUUACACAAUAUAUAAAUAAUAUGCCACCCACAAUGCCCGGAAUGAGUAAUAGAAGAUCAUCACUAGCAGUUUUACCAAACCAUUACUUGCAACAACAACAACAACAACAACAAUUGCAACAACCAGGGACAUACUUUGCACCAGCCAAAUCUGGUAGAUCACCUUCAAUUAUACAGUAUCAACAAUACCAACAAGCAUUACAAAAUCAAAAAAUCGCGAAGACUAGAAAGCCAGCUCCGAAAGCAAGAAAAAUUUAUAAUAAAUUGGACUUAACACCAAAAAUUCAUCAACAACCGAAAUACAGAAGAUGUUCCGUGAAUUCGAUACAUAUAUCACCAGUCAAUGCAUUAUCAGUUUAUUUAACGGAAUCAUAUAGUAUAUGUCAACCAAGAAAAUUUCAAUAUUCAAAAUCAACUAAUCCAAAAAGAGUUCUUACGAAACCACUGGAUCCAAAAUUCAACAAUGGAUUUGAUAAUGAGGAGAGUGAUUAUAUUUUGUACGUUAAUGAUAUUUUGGGAAGUGAGGAAGGUAGGAAGUACAUGGUAUUAGAUUUGUUGGGAUCUGGUACAUUUGGACAAGUAGUAAAAUGUCAGAAUUUAACAAAUCAAACAGUUUGCGCGGUAAAAGUCAUAAAAUCUAAACCAGCUUAUAUGAAUCAAUCUUUGACUGAAGUAAGGUUGUUAGAAUUUUUGAAUAAGAAUAGUGAUGGAAAAAAUUUUAUAAGGUUGUUAGACACCUUCAUGCACAAAGAACAUUUAUGUCUAGUAUUUGAAUUAUUAGCAUCGAAUUUAUAUGAAUUGAUAAAACAGAAUCAAUUUCAAGGUUUGAAUAUGAAAUUGGUGAAACUUUUGACAAAACAACUAUUGGAAGCCUUGGUUGAACUAAAAAAUUUCCAAAUGAUUCAUUGUGACUUGAAACCCGAGAACAUUUUAUUAUGUCAACCAGACAAACCUAACAUAAAAGUUAUUGAUUUUGGUUCGGCAUGUUUUACACGACAGACUAUUUAUACAUAUAUACAGUCAAGAUUUUACAGGUCCCCAGAAGUCAUACUAGGAUUACCAUAUACAGAGUCAAUUGAUAUGUGGUCUUUUGGAUGUAUAGUUGGUGAGUUCUUUUUAGGCUUACCAAUGUUUCCGGGUACAUCUGAGUAUAAUCAAAUAUGGAAAAUAGUUGAUAUGUUAGGUCCACCACCAAGACAUAUGAUUGAAGUAGGUAGAAAUGCAUCAAAUUUUUUCAAAAAAAUUCCACCACUAACUAGCGCCAACCCAGAUGACAAACCAAAAUAUACCAUUAAAUCAUACGAUGAAUAUUGUGAAUUUAUUGAUUCGAAACGAGAUUCAUCUAAUAAUAAUUCAAAUUCAAGUUCAUCGCAUCACAACAGUCAUCAUCAUGUGAAGAAAGAACAACCAAAUAAAAAUUAUUUCAAACAUAAAUUGUUGAAGGAUAUAAUUUUGAAUUACAAAUUACCAAGUAAGAAGAUGACAAAUUUAAUGAUUGAAAAGGAGUGUCAAGAAAGACUUUUAUUAAUUGAUUUCUUAUCGAAAGUUUUGAAUUUAAAUCCUUUGGAAAGAUUAACACCCCAAGAAGCUUUAAAGCAUCCGUUUAUUCAUGAUGUCAAAAGUCUUGAAAUUUCAACUUGA
Lodderomyces pseudojiufengensis is the source of this 2349-nucleotide messenger RNA. RefSeq names its product serine/threonine protein kinase (gene YAK1). Bases 1 to 2349 code for a protein of 782 amino acids. The record is from RefSeq and is a predicted model, not a curated record. Gene Ontology annotation, biological process: peptidyl-serine phosphorylation; peptidyl-threonine phosphorylation. The transcript has a single exon. Gene Ontology annotation, cellular component: cytoplasm; nucleus. Lineage: Eukaryota; Fungi; Ascomycota; Pichiomycetes; Serinales; Debaryomycetaceae. Gene Ontology annotation, molecular function: protein tyrosine kinase activity; ATP binding; protein serine/threonine kinase activity.